Molecule: messenger RNA, 1170 nt
Organism: Fraxinus pennsylvanica
Lineage: Eukaryota; Viridiplantae; Streptophyta; Magnoliopsida; Lamiales; Oleaceae
Source: the annotation of a GenBank genome assembly
AUGGCUGGGAAGCAGGUAAUCGGCGACGGCGUACCGUCCAGCCUAGCCGGAAUGUCCAAAAACCAGCUUUACGACAUUAUGUCACAGAUGAAGGCACUGAUAGAGCAGAACCAGCAACAGGCUAGGCAAAUUCUCAUUCAAAAUCCGGCAUUGACUAGGGCUCUUUUUCAGGCGCAAAUCAUGCUUGGAAUGGUGCAGCCCCCUCAAGCAGUUUCAACCGUUUCAUCAACGGCAGCACAAAAUUCUCAGCCAUCGCCACUGCCGACGCAGCAGCCCAAUAUUAAGCCUACUUCAUCAUUUCCAGGUCAAAUUGGUCAGAACCAGACGAGGAAGCCGCAGUCGAACCAAACUGUAAUAUCAGGAACAUCUGUGUCUAUUCCAACCCCAAUCCCUCAAUCCCAAUCUAUGCCAUCACAUCCCUUGCAAUCAGUACAGCAGCCUAUGGGACCUAUUGGUGCCCAAUCAACAUCAAUGUCAUUGCCACAGUCCUCUCAAGUUCCUAACAUCUCUCAACUACCUUAUCAUUCUGCUCCACAGCCACCAUCUCAUCUCCAUGCCCCGAUGCCCUCAGCCUCCACUCAAUCACAGCAGCCUACGCAGAAUAUGGGACCUCAAUAUCUGCCUUUGCAACCACCACAGCAACUGCCAUUGCCGCCUCUGCCAAGACCACAAAUGUCAAGUUUCAGUCAUCAAGUUCACCCUCAAUCAGGGCAAAAUAUGGGUUUCCAGCAUCCUGGUGGACCACCGCUGCAUCAUUCACAACAUGCAUUUCAUUCUGGAAACAAGCCUCCUGCUAGCAUGGUGCCUUCAUUUCCACAGGGGCAGCCUUCACUUCCAAGUCAUUCUUUGACGCCGCCACUUUACCAGGGUGGAGGUUCACAAUUAGGAAUGGAAUUCAGUCAAUCUGGAAGCACGAAGCAAACAGAUAGAGGAUCCCCAUGGAUUCCUGGUUUACCUGAGAAUACGACAGGAACACAGCUUCCGGGACCACUCAUGUUCCCUGGUCAGAUAAAUCCCAGCAAUCAGCCUCCUCGACCGCCAUCAUUGAGUCCCGAGAUGGAGAAGGCAUUACUUCAGCAAGUUAUGAGUCUCACUCCAGAACAGAUUAAUAUGCUUCCCACUGAACAAAGGAAUCAAAUUCUUCAGUUGCAGCAAGCACUGCGUCAAUGA